ACACUGCAUCUUCCCUCAUAAAAAGGAAAUAACUGAUAUGGAGAGAUGCUCAUACCAUAAUAUGACUCAACACCACCUCUCCAAGAGCCCAUCCCAGAGGCUAGAGAACAUAGUGGAAGAAGAUGCAGAAGAAGUAGAAGAAGAAAAGGAAGAUGAUAUUGCAGGAGGAGGACUUAUAACCAGCUGUUGUGUGGCGUCGCUGCAGCCGCCAGAGACUCCGACGGAGACGAUGGAGUUUCUGGCGCGGUCGUGGAGUUUGUCGGCGGUGGAGAUCUCGAAAGCGCUGACGCUGCUCGAGAGCAGAGAUCAGAUCGUUAAUCCCGAAACCAAGAAGCUGCAGGGAGUAGUGAGCUCACCUGCAGCUGAGGAUACAGUUUCACAUGAAUCUAGACCAAAAAUAGCACUUCAGCUCCCAGUGGCCACUGAGAAAGCAGUUGGAGUAAGCCCACCGAUCUCCCCUAGAGAUAAUAUAGAGAUGAAGCUUCUUCGUGCCGGAGCGCGGGCGAAGACAAUGGGAGGAUGGCUCAAGGAGCAGAAGGAGAAGAAGCGGGCCGAGGCUCGAACACGCAACGCGCAAUCGUAUGCUGCCACAUCGGUGGCGGGGGUCGCGGCAGCAGUGGCUGCAGUCGUUGCUGGUGCAGUGUUUUCGUCUGACGGAUCUGACAGCAACGACAGAAACGCGAAGAUGGCGGCGGCGAUCGCAUCCGCCGCCACGCUCGUGGCGUCGCACUGCGUGGAGAUGGCGCAGGUAAUGGGGGCCGGGCAUGACCAGAUCGCGAUGGCGGUUCGAUCGGCAGUUAAUGCGCAGACCUGCGGGGACAUCAUGGCACUGACUGCUGGAGCUGCAACUGCGCUGCGUGGCGCAGCGACGCUGAGGGCAAGACUCCACAGGGAAACACAGGGGAUUGCAGCUCUCAUUGGAGAAGAGAAAGGAUCAGAGAAAUACUCAUCACCCUUAGUUUUCGUCUCGAGAGGAGGCGAGCUUCUUAAACUCACAAGAAAAGGUGUACUUCACUGGAAACAAGUUUCGGUUUACAUAAACUCCAGCUUGCAGGUGGUUGUUAAAAUGAAAAGUACGCACAUGGGCGGCACGUUCGUUAAAAAGAAGAAGAGUAAGACUAAAUUGACCAACUUCCAUAUUCGUAACUCGCGAUUUCGGUCGCAGUUCGUGCAAAUUUCAGUAAAAGAUUCUUUCUCUUUCUCAGGUGUAGUAAUCGAUGUCUGCUCAGAAAUCCCGGCAUGGCCUGGCAGAGAGCUCGAAGGCGGAUGCGAUCAGCGAGCUUACUUCGGGAUCAAAACGCCAGAAAGGUUGAUCGAGUUCGAGUGCAGAAACAGAUUCGACAAACAGUUGUGGGUCGAAGGCGUAAGACAGAUGCUGAACCGCAAUGCCAGUAUGAAUAUAACUUCAUUGAUGUGAAAAUUUUGGUGAGACUCGGAAUAACGAAAUUCGGUUUGCUGUGGGACAUAUGACUGAUGAGUUGAAUAAAUUUGUAACUCUCUGCAAUAAAUAAU
Molecule: messenger RNA, 1512 nt
Organism: Ananas comosus (pineapple)
Lineage: Eukaryota; Viridiplantae; Streptophyta; Magnoliopsida; Poales; Bromeliaceae
Product: VAN3-binding protein
Exons: 7
Coding region: 38-1417 (459 amino acids)
Source: RefSeq, a predicted model, not a curated record